This is a messenger RNA of Debaryomyces hansenii CBS767, 3270 nucleotides long. RefSeq names its product ssDNA endodeoxyribonuclease (gene RAD1). The record is from RefSeq and is a predicted model, not a curated record. Gene Ontology annotation, biological process: double-strand break repair via single-strand annealing, removal of nonhomologous ends; nucleotide-excision repair involved in interstrand cross-link repair; double-strand break repair via homologous recombination. Gene Ontology annotation, cellular component: nucleotide-excision repair factor 1 complex. Gene Ontology annotation, molecular function: single-stranded DNA endonuclease activity; damaged DNA binding; single-stranded DNA binding. The coding region runs from base 1 to 3270 and encodes 1089 amino acids. Lineage: Eukaryota; Fungi; Ascomycota; Pichiomycetes; Serinales; Debaryomycetaceae. The transcript has a single exon.
AUGUCAUCUUUGUUUGUUGGAGAUGAAGAUGGAGAGGAGGAGUAUACACUGUACGAUAACAGAGACGAAUCUAUAAUUGUACAAAAUCCAAUAGUGAGUGAAGAGGAGAAUAAAGAUGAUUCAAAGUCAGAGCCAUCAAUUCCUAUAAACGUUCAAGAAGAUUCAAAUACAGCAAUAUACCAAACACGAGAAAUAUGUUGUUCGUUGCCAUUGAGGUUUCAUCAAGAAAUAGUCGAGGACAUGUUAUCGAAAGAUGGACUUUUGAUUCUAGGUAGAGGGUUAGGAUGGGAACUAGUGACGGCAAAUUUAUUGCAUGCAUUAAGUGCACCUACUGUUGUUCUUCAGAGAAAUGGACAGGAAAAGCAUACUAAGAAGAGUUUAUUGAUAUUGCUUAAUUCAAGAGAAGAAGAAAUAUUUAAAUUAGGUGAAGAUUUAACUGAACUUCGUUGGAUUGAUAAAAGAAACGAAAUAGCAAAUACGUCAGGGUUCGAUACUCCUCCAUUGAUAACCAUUGGUGGUGAUUCAAUGACAGUGGAUAAACGUAAAAGAGUUUAUGAAAAUGGCGGUAUUGUUUCCGUUACAUCAAGGAUAUUGGUUGUGGAUUUACUAUCUGGAGUAGUGGAACCCAAUGACAUAACUGGUCUAUUUAUAUUACAUGCCGAAAAGGUGAAAGAAACCUCCAACGAGUCGUUUAUUAUUAACUUGUAUCGUGAUGGUAAUGAUUGGGGUUUCGUGAAGGCAGUUUCCGACGAGCCUGAAUCUUUUACAGGAUUUACACCGUUGGCAACGAAACUUAAAGUUUUACGAGUAUCAAAUGUAUUUCUAUGGCCAAGGUUUCAUGUUGAAGUAUCGUCGUCGUUAAACUUCAGGGGUAGGAAUUUGCCUACUCGACAGAAGCAAGAAUUGGAACGUCGGCGAUUUGUAACAGAAAUUAACACUAAAUUAUCGUAUAAAAUGAAUAAAAUACAAUCAGCAAUAUUGUCAUGUAUUCAGGCAUGUCUACUGGAAUUAAAGAGACAUAAUCCACUGUUGGUUACGGAAUACUGGGAUAUGGAAAAUAUACAUGACUCUGACUUUGUACCCCGUAUAAGGCUCUCAUUGGACUCUCUGUGGCAUCGAAUAUCAUGGACUUCCAAGCAGUUAGUUUACGACUUAACUACAUUGAAGGAUCUACUUAAUUAUUUGUUGACUUUGGAUUCGCUAAGCUUUUAUCAAGUAGUUCAAGAAAUCAUCGAUCUGAAUAUUAAAACGACAGGUAACGAUACAAUGAAUGUGGCAAGUAUGAGUCCAUGGUUAAACUUAGACGAAGCGAAUACGAUCAUAUCGUACGCAAAGGAAAGAGCUUUAGGCAAAGUUAUGGUUUCUAAAUCUAAAAUAACGAUCGGGGAUGAAAGUGAAGUGGAUGAAGGUAAUGAGACAGAUGCACAUAUACACGAAUCAGAGAUCCAGACAGAAGAAUAUAACUUAGAAGAGUUACCAAAAUGGGACCAACUUGGAAUAUUAAUAGACGAUAUAAUGUAUGAGAAAUCUCAAAAUAUAGCUAACCAUGGUCCAAUUGUAAUCAUGUGUUCCGAUUCUAAAACCGUUAAACAGUUGAGUUAUUUAAUAUCGAAUAUGAAGGAUAUUACUAUUUCAAGUUCAAGAAGAAAAAGGUUCAGCGGAAGGAAGUUUAUGGUGACCAAAUUAAAUGAUUAUCUUGAGUGGAAGGAGUUCACAUCAUUAACAAGAAAACUUAAUUCUGAACUUGAUAUGAAGAAGCAUGAGGAAGUCUCAGAAGAUAAUGAGACCGAAAGGGCAGCUACUCCCGAAGAGGAGCUACAGACAUCCAAAACAUUCUCUAGAGGGAAAGGACAUCCUUUAAGUAAAAGAAGACGAACCAGAGGCGCAUCAUCUGUAGCAAAUGUUGGCAGAUUGUAUUCGGGGUCUACGAAAGGACGUAAUAAUGAAGCGGUUGAACUUGAUACUGCUAUUGUGAAUAAGCUUAAAGAAGAUGUAAAUGAGAACCAGCUCGAAGAUAACACUGAAAGUGGCGAUUUUAAUUCUGAUGACAAUGCUGGGGGAUUUCUAAUUGACGAGGAGCAAGAUCAAGGUAAACCAGUAGAUAUCCUGGACCUAGACGAUCUAAAUAACGUAUUUGAGUGUAGACCAAGUGAAGUUAUUUUUGAAAAUAUUGAUAAGGACGAUCAAAUUAUUAUUGAGACAUAUAAUGAUAAGACGAAUGAUUCAUUGCUCCAGGAAGUUUCACCGGCAUAUAUUAUUAUGUAUGAACCAAACUUGUCGUUUAUCAGACGUGUUGAAAUAUAUCAAGCUGUAAACAAAGAAUCACCGGCUAAGACUUAUUUUAUGUACUAUGGGACCUCAGUUGAAGAGCAGAAACACUUGAUGAGAAUUAAGAAAGAGAAAGAUGCUUUUACUAAAUUGAUUCGAGAAAAGGCAACCUUGGGUAAGCAUUUUGAAUCAGCAGAGGAUAACAACAAAUUUCAACUAAAGAGAAACCAAGUUGCUAACACCAGAAUUGCUGGAGGUGCAAGGUUUAGAACAGAGGAAGAUGAAAUGAGAGUUGUUGUUGAUGUUAGAGAGUUCCGUUCUUCACUUCCGAAUUUACUAUAUCGAGUUGGUAUAAAAGUCGUUCCGUGUAUGAUUACAGUUGGUGAUUAUAUUGUUUCUCCUAAGAUUUGUAUAGAAAGAAAAGCAAUCCCUGAUUUGAUAUCGAGUUUUAAGAGCGGUAGAUUAUACAGCCAAUGUGAACAGAUGUUCCGGCAUUAUGAGUUACCAACUUUACUCAUUGAAUUUGACGAAAGUAAAUCUUUCUCAUUCGAACCAUUCUCUGAUUUAAGAAACUAUAAGGUUAAUGCCACAAAUCCAAUUGCAACAAAGUUACAACAACAAGACAUUCAAUCAAAGUUGAUAAUGUUAUUAAUUUCAUUUCCAAAACUAAAGAUUAUUUGGUCUUCUUCGCCAUACGAAACGGCACAAAUUUUUCUAGAGUUGAAGGCCAAUCAGGAAGAACCUGAUAUCAGUGCUGCUGUUUCUAAAGGUGUUAAUCAAUCGAUAAAGAUAAGCAGUGGUGAACCUCCUCUCUACAACGAUAAUGCGAUCGACUUGAUUCAAAAUAUUCCUGGAAUCAACAAUAUUAAUUAUUCCCAAAUUAUUGAAAAAGUUCAGUCGAUUGAGCAAUUAGUCAACUUAUCCGAAGAUGAGUUAACAGAUAUAAUAGGGAUAGAGAAUGGUAAGAAGGCUUACAAAUUCAUUCAUCAUUGGGUAAAGUAA